Molecule: messenger RNA, 627 nt
Organism: Chrysochloris asiatica (Cape golden mole)
Lineage: Eukaryota; Metazoa; Chordata; Mammalia; Afrosoricida; Chrysochloridae
Product: 40S ribosomal protein S3a-like
Exons: 2
Coding region: 1-627 (208 amino acids)
Biological process (GO): translation
Cellular component (GO): ribosome; cytosol
Molecular function (GO): structural constituent of ribosome
Source: RefSeq, a predicted model, not a curated record
AUGGCGGUCGGCAAGAACAAGCGCCUUACAAAAGGUGGCAAAAAAGGAGCCAAGAAGAAAGUGGUUGAUCCAUUUUCUAAGAAAGAUUGGUAUGAUGUAAAGGCAACAGCUAUGUUCAAUGUAAGAAAUAUUGGGAAAACACUAGUCACAAGGACUCAAGGAACCAAAAUUGCAUCUGAUGGACUCAAGGGUCGUGUUUUUGAAGUGAGUCUUGCUGAUCUGCAGAACGAUGGAGUUGCAUUUAGAAAAUUCAAGCUAAUUACUGAGGAUGUUCAGGGCAAAAACUGCUUGACCAACUUCCAUGGCAUGGAUCUUUCCCGUGACAAAAUGUGCUCCAUGGUCAAAAAAUGGCAGACCGUGAUUGAAGCUCAUGUUGAUGUCAAGACUACAGAUGGUUAUUUACUUCGCCUGUUCUGUGUUGGUUUUACUAAAAAACGCAACAACCAGAUUCGGAAGCCAUCUUAUGCUCAGAAAGUAAAAAUGCUGAAGAAGCCUAAGUUUGAGCUGGGAAAACUCAUGGAGCUUCAUGGUGAAGGCAGUAGUUCUGGAAAAGCUACUGGAGAUGAGACAGGUGCUAAAGUUGAACGAGCUGAUGGCUAUGAACCACGGGUUCAAGAAUCUGUUUAA